Messenger RNA from Sphaerodactylus townsendi, 5127 nucleotides. It is a transcript of the gene CCDC180, whose product is annotated as coiled-coil domain containing 180. NCBI's taxonomy places the organism in Eukaryota, Metazoa, Chordata, Lepidosauria, Squamata, Sphaerodactylidae. The record is from RefSeq and is a predicted model, not a curated record. The transcript is spliced from 38 exons. Bases 1 to 5013 code for a protein of 1670 amino acids.
AUGUUUUCCUCCUGGGCCCAGUUGCCACGGAAACCAGGAGACGCUGCCGGGCCUGGUCAUCCUCAGGCCGGGUGCAGGAUUGGUUUGGUCGGGGGCGCGCAGCAAACGCUCUGCCUCAGAUCAACCAAGAGUGAAGGAGUGCUGUGCAACAUGACGCUAGUCGGUGUGUCGCGUGUUGUCCCCAGUGGAAAAAUCUACAAUCAGAUCUUUGAUGAUGAGACAAAGCUGGUGCGUACUCUUGGGGAGGCCAGAAGCAAGCUAGCCCAGCACAAGUUGCCACAGAAUCCAGGCAGGAUCCCACUGGUGAGGCGAGUGGAAGGAUAUUCCAGCAGCGGGUUUUUAUCGGACCGUCAGCAGAUGUGGGUUGAGGGACUGCCCAGCGAUGACUUCACUGAAAACCCCGUGCUGUACAAAGAAAUCUCAACUCAGGCACUUCAAAAGGCUCAAGUAAGUGAGGACAUAGCUGCUGCCCGAGAAGUCCGAGGCCUUGCAGAAAUCAUUAUUCCUGAGAAGAAAAACAGUGACAUAAUUGAACGAAUCUCAAACACCAGGAAAUGCCGUCAUGAAGACAUGGUGGCAGCGCUAAGGCAGGAGUUGGCGAGUCUUGGGAGGGAAAGGGAGCUGAGCAUUCUGGAGCCUGGGAAAUGGUUUUUGACGAAGUUAGCAGGGUCUGAUAAAAACCUGGUGCACCUUUUCCAAAGAAUUGAAAAUGGUUCCGACCUGGAGACCUGCAGCAUACAGAACUUUGAAGAGGUGUGGGAUCUUAUCUCUCAGGAGACCUUGCAAAGAAAGCAGUGGAUCAGAGAACUGGAUGAAGCUUUGCGCCAGGCUGAAGUAGCUCGCACAGGACUGAUCAAAGACGUGCUGAGAAAAUAUACCAAGAUGUUGGAAGAUAUUGCUUACCUCUUACCUUCAGAUGUUCACAGGGUCAUACAUAAAGAAGCUAUGAUGAUCAACCAGGCUCUGCUGGCCAAUCGGAGAGCAAUAGCCAGGCUGUUUGUUAAUCUGAUGGAGGCUGACCUGAAGAAGGAUGUUUUCCUGCGGUGCCGAAUGGACGAGAGGAUGCAGGCAUGGAAAACCACACAGAAGGAAUUGAUCGUUGCCAGUUUCAGAAAAUUUAUGGAAGAUGAAAGAAUACAGAACCCAAGCAUUGUGAAAAAGGAGCUGGAGAACAUGCGGCAAGAUCAGCUCACCCUCAAUGAGAAGAGGACGGCCCUUUUAUACUCCCUUGGGAAUUUAUUGCCUCUGACGCAUUCAAAGGCUGAGAUAAAUGAAUGGUACGAAUCUGUGGUGGCUUUAAAUAAACGUAUAGAUACUCACAAUGUUCAAUACAUGAUGAGAAUUCGCAUCCAGUACGAGAAGGUUUGCCAGGAGUGUUUGUCGUACGUGCAGGAGUGCAGGGCAAAGCUGUUGGCAAUGAGGAUUUGUACUGAAGAAGAGGCUGAAAAAAUGAUCAGCCCCAGCUUUUUCCAGCAAGUUGGGAAGGUGCAGAGGAAGUUUGAACAGGAGGUGGAAACGAUGGAUAAUGACUUUGAAUACAUGGCUAAACACACAGAACUCAAUUGCAGUCAUCUUUACCAGUAUUUCCAGGAUGCACUUGUUGUCUGGGAUGUACAUCAGCACAACCUCGUUCAAGUGGAGAACAACCUUCACUCUAAAUUGAACGACUUGCGGAACAAACACGAGAAUCUGAACAAGUUACGGGAAAGUAACCUGGACUUGUCCAUUGACAAACUGAGGACCCUGAGCACUGAAGAAAAGCUGAAGGCCCAACUGGAAAGGAUUUAUGCUAUUUUGGACGUCAUUCGAGCUGGAUAUGAAGCCUUCUAUCAAGACCUGGAGGCCAAAAUAGCACAUUACCCACAGGACGUUUUGAAAGAGCUACUUGCCUACAGUGCUUGCGUCAGCCGAUAUUUUAAUGUGAAGGAGACCUAUGAAGGGAAGCCAAUAGGGAAGCCUGGUGCUAAAGAGGAAGAAGAAGAAGAGGAAGAAGAAGAAGAGGAAGAAGAAAUGGCCGAGGAAGCAGAGACAGGUGAAGAUUCAGGGAACACGUCAGAAUGGGUCCUCGAACACCAGAGUGGAGAGGAGGAGCAGCCCAAUGAGGGCUUUGAAGAAGAGGCCAAGCAGGAGGCAGCUGAGGGACCUGAGCUGACGGAGGAGCUGGGAGAGAUGGAGACAUCUCCUCCAGAAAGCGGGAGAAUGGAGUCUGGGACAAGUUUGGGCCCAGAAAGCGACACGGAGAAAUCUGAAGGAGUGAGCGAAGUGCCAGAGGCUGAGGAGGCCCCUGUGAUGGCAGAGCCCGUGGCACCCACACCGGUGAAAUUCUCUUCUACAUCAAUAAAGCCCUCAGAAAGCAAGCUAGAAUCCUUCACCACUUCAGGCGGAAACACGUACUUGGUGCUUGAAGCUAAAAGAAAAUCGAAGACCAGGAGAUCUGAGAAAUAUUAUGUUGGGAAGCUGAAAGAAGAUCUGCUCCCUUUGUACCUGGAGCAAGUGUACCUGUCCCGAAGUUUCAUUCAAGAUGUGAGAAGACAAAUCCGGCUGCAGUUCUUCGAACACCUGGAGAAGUGGUUUGCUCAGACCUCGUCUGCCUCGUGGGCUGUGAUGGCCUCCAAGAAGGAGGAGCUGAAUUCGGAGCUGCUGCUGCGCAUUCACUUGCAUGAACCAAGGCGGGGGCGCAUCGAGAAGGAUGUUUUCCAAGUCAGGACAGCGGAGCUGCAGUUUCACAAUGACCGCCUGGUGCGCCAUUGUGCCGGGGUGGUCGAGGCGCUGAACCAAGAGAAAGCUGCCUUUCAGAAGCUUCAAGAAGGCCAAAACACGCUCAGCAAGAACUUCCAGAGGAAAAUUCAAGACAUGGAGACCACCUUCCUGACAGAGAGCAGGGCAGAAAAGCUGGUGGCGCUCAGCAGCAAUUUGCACUGUGAGCUGCUUGACCAUGUGGAAGUGAUGCAGGUCUCCCUGCGGAGCUACAGGCAGUACUUGGAGGAGGCUCUUGGGAAACUUCGGGAGGCAAACAUGGACUUCCUGAAAGCCUGCAGAUUAUUCUCAGACGGGGGUAACUUUUCCCCAGAAGAGCUGGAUCACUUUGUGAAACGCCUGCAAAAGGAAAAUGGGCGCAUCGACUUUGUGGAAGGCUUGAUCAUGAUUGACAUGGAGAAAAUGGAGUCAGGCCACUUAGAACAGGCUACAGAGAUUAUCAACAAGUACGAAAGCAGGUUUCAUUACCUGGCCGUAGACCGAGUCUUCAUGCAGAAAAUCCAGCGUUUUUUGACGAACCUGCAAGUGAAAAUCAAGUUGGAGGUGGCAAAAUCAAAUUUCCAGGCUCAGACGUUAAACUCUCAUUUGGAGAAGCUCGCCAGCCGGAUUGAUGCCUGUGCUUAUCCCAAUGUGGACAAGGAAUCCAUCACUUCCGACGAACUGUAUAUGUUUGCCAUGACUGUCAUGGAGGAACUGAAGAAGAGAAGCCAGUAUCUCCACUGCUUGUUGGGACCGGGUUUUGCGGUUCUUCAGCCAGAAGCCCUUACUCAAAGUUCUACUGAACACUCAAGCCACUCGACCAGUUUCCAGCAGGACAGCAAGGCAGCCGUGAUGGGUGUCGAAUACACGUCGUUGAUGACUCCGAGCAAGAUGGGAAAGACCGCCUUUGAUGACGCCGCAAUCAGUGUGGUCAAGCAUCUGAUUGGAACUCAGCGCUUCAAAAGAACUGCCGAGGAGCAACAGCAUGAAAAAGACCACUUGCUGCUUGUGACAGGAAAUGGCGGCAGAGGAGCAAGAGGUGGCGGCGAUGGCGGAGGAGGAGCAGGAGCAGGAGGAGUCAUUGCCACAGGAAGCGCCCCUGGUGACAUCAUCCCAAGCCGAACCAGUCAGAGCUCCGUGACUGCUGCAGCAAAAAAAUCAGUUUCCAGCAAGAAGCUGUCAAUGGCCAGCAUCAGCUCCAUACAGAAAUACACUAAACAAACAAAGUGGGACAAGAAAUUCCUGAUUUUUGGGGACCGGCCAAAAGAGACAGAUUGCCACCACCUCAAAGGGAUCAUCUUCAUUACUCUCUGGGAUAACUUUGAUGUUCUGAUGAGUGUUGCUGAGGAUUUCUACAGGAAGGACAAGCACCCAAUCACAAGGCCAGAAUACCUGCAAGAAACCUAUGACCAGUGUAUCGAGGUUUUGGGUCAGAAACUCCUGUUGUAUUUGGAGCAGGUCAACAAAUACCAUAUUGCCUGCAUUUCUGAGUUCCGGGAUCAGCUAAAGAAGUUUGAGGAGCUUCUCCCCGACAUUGUCCAGUUGGUGGUUGGCAAGCUUUUGAAAGACCACGAGCAACAACUUCUAAAUGCCACAGAGAAGAUCUGGCAAGGUUUACAGGAACAAUUGCAAAAGUGGGACAUGGAGAAGAACAAGAACAAGAACAAGCUACGCCCAACUCUGGGGCACCCGGACAACUUACCCCAGCUGGAAGCUCUGUGCCAGGAGGAGGAGGAAAGGCAGAAGGAGCAAGUGGAUGGGAUCCGUCUCUGCACGCAGAAGCUAGAGGCCUGCGUCAUCCAGAGUGCCCAGAGGUUUGUCUCCGCAUUGGCUGCCUGCACAGAGAAGAUCCUUGGGGAACUGGACAACAGCCUCACCGUUGACGAUGUGCAGACUGGAAAAAAAGAGAUCCCGAGGGAGAAGACAAGCACCCUGCUCCGCCGUAAACAAGCAGGCCUUUCCUUAGCAGUGGAAGAAUGUAAGCUGGUGGCUGAACGCGGAAGCAGGACCUGUCCUGGAAUCCCAAGAACUGCACUGGCGGGCCUCCCAGGCCAAAUACUGUGCGGAGAGACGGCUGCUGUAACGACUGCCAAGACAACCCUGGGCCACGUGGCUGCUGUACGAGAAAGAGAUGCUGCUUACCUGAAAUUCAAACAAGUGCUUGAAACGGAGUUUGGCAGAACCAAGGAGGAGAACACAGCCCAUCUAAUGAAGGCUCAGCACUGGACGGACUGGUGGAAGAAAUCGAUGCAGAAAAUCAAACAACUAUACUCCUGAGUCCCUCACUUUCCUGUUACUUGUAUCUUCCUCAUGUUGUUGGUAACAGCUCUCUGUCGUUCUCUGUCUCUGUCUCUCUCAUGCAAAUGGAAAUAAAGCUGCAGUGUUUUUAAA